Molecule: messenger RNA, 2250 nt
Organism: Hippocampus zosterae (dwarf seahorse)
Lineage: Eukaryota; Metazoa; Chordata; Actinopteri; Syngnathiformes; Syngnathidae
Gene: cpn1
Product: carboxypeptidase N, polypeptide 1
Exons: 9
Coding region: 743-2089 (448 amino acids)
Biological process (GO): proteolysis
Molecular function (GO): zinc ion binding; metallocarboxypeptidase activity
Source: RefSeq, a predicted model, not a curated record
UCCUCCAGCUUUGACUGACAGCUUUGCUCGCACACUCUGUGUUUGUGUGUGUGCGUGUAUGGAAAGGCUAAGGGGGCGCAGUCUUGGCACGGCCGCGGGGCUUUCGGGAGUUUAAGUGCAGCGUUGAUCUGGAUAGAACACAUCUGCGGCUACUGCACUGCAGAAUGUACGCAAGCUAGCGGGUUGCUUCAGAACUGGGAUUCAUAUCCAGGUCGGGUGUGCGCACGCACGCACGCACGCACACAGAGCGCCACUGUGUUGACUCAAGAGUUAAUGAAUGGAUGACUGGAAGCUGGAACGGGAGCAGCGCCUUGGAAACCAGCCUCUUUUCCCAGGAAGGGAGCACGGGGGACAAAAGAGAGAGGGGGCACCCAAACUGAAAAUUGCCUGUUUACCGAGACCCCAACAAGUGCGGGGGGUGGGGGUGUGGGGGGAGCAAAGGUGGGCCUCCGAGCAUUCCGUGCGGCGCGACCGACAGCCACUAACAUGUACUUGACAAGGAGCCACGGGGGGAAAAGGGGAGAAGCAGCUGUCGGAGGAGGAGAGUGAGACAAAGGAGCGACGGGGGGGGCUGUCCUUACUUGCUCUCCUUGGCGUGGGAGGGGGCACAGUGAGGGACUCGAGGAGCCUCACUCAUUUUAUGUUUGCCGUGUGCAAAGGCGAACGCAUGUGAGAGAGAGGCGGAAUUAAAAAAAAAAAAGAAAACAAGGCCACCCUUCCUCGGGCUUCCACUCCAGCCAUCAUGCACUGCGGGGGGAGGGCUCUCCUUCUUCCCUGGCUCCCCGCGCUCCUGGCGGGGUUCCUGGCGGCCGGCUCGGAGUUCCGGCAUCACCGCUACGAGGACAUGGUGAGAGCUUUGUUCGCCGUGCACAACCGCUGCCCUUACGUCACGCGCAUCUACAGCGUGGGCCGCAGCGUGGAGGCGCGGCACCUCUACGUGCUGGAGUUCAGCGACAACCCGGGCAUCCACGAGCCGCUGGAGCCCGAGUUCAAGUACGUGGGCAACAUGCACGGCAACGAGGUGCUCGGCCGCGAGCUGCUCAUCAACUUGUGCCAAUUUCUCUGUGAGGAAUUCCAGGCGGGAAACCAGCGCGUGGCCAGGCUGCUCUACGACACGCGCAUCCACGUCAUGCCCUCCAUGAACCCCGACGGCUACGAGGUGGCUGCCAGACAGGGCCCCGAGUUCAACGGCUACCUGGUCGGUCGAGGCAACGCGCGCCAAGUCGACCUGAACCGCAACUUUCCCGACCUGAACGCGCUCAUGUACUACUACGAGAAGAGCGACGGACGGAACCACCACCUGCCGCUGCCGGACAACUGGGAGCAGCAGGUGGAACCCGAGACCCGGGCAGUCAUCAAAUGGAUGCAAAACUACAAUUUCGUCCUGUCGGCCAAUCUCCAUGGCGGCGCGGUGGUGGCCAACUACCCUUUCGACAAGUCGCGGGACGCCCGCAUCCGAGGGAGGACCACCUACGCCGCCACUCCGGAUGACCAAAUCUUCCGAAACCUGGCGAGGACUUACUCGUACGCGCACGGCUGGAUGCACAAGGGUUGGAACUGCGGCGACUACUUUGACGAGGGAAUCACCAACGGCGCCAGCUGGUACUCGCUGUCUAAGGGCAUGCAGGACUUCAACUACUUGCACACCAACUGUUUUGAGAUCACGCUGGAGCUGAGCUGCGACAAGUUCCCUCCCGAGUCUUCGCUGGCCGGAGAAUGGCUGGCCAAUCGCGAGGCGCUGGUUGCCUUUCUGGAACAGGUGCAUCAUGGGAUAAAGGGCAUGGUGUAUGAUGAAAACAACAACCCCAUCGAGAACGCCGAGAUCUCGGUGUCGGGCAUCGACCACGACGUGACCAGCGGAGCGGACGGCGACUAUUUCCGACUCCUGUUGCCCGGCACGUACGCAGUGACGGCCUCUGCCCCGGGUUACGCCGUCUCCUCGAGCACCGUCACGGUGGGACCGGCUGGAGCCACCCAGCAUGAUUUUUACUUGAAAAAGGCCCCGAAACAAAACGUCAAGACCAAGCAGCACCACGGCAGGAGGAACGCGGCAUCUCCCAAGUCCACCUUAAAACUGGGCCCGAGAUGAGACGCACGCCCACGUUUUGAAUAAAUAUUGCAAGAAUCGUGUAUUUAUGUAGCACUAUAGAUGCACAUGAAGAUGGCUGUCCUUUUUUUCGGUGGGGAGGGGGUAUUUCCCAUGACGUUAUUUGUUGAAAGUAAAAGUAAAAGACUGCGUUUCUUCUCCUG